Messenger RNA from Tachysurus vachellii, 2329 nucleotides. RefSeq names its product serine incorporator 1 (gene serinc1). NCBI's taxonomy places the organism in Eukaryota, Metazoa, Chordata, Actinopteri, Siluriformes, Bagridae. The transcript is spliced from 10 exons. The record is from RefSeq and is a predicted model, not a curated record. The coding region runs from base 100 to 1479 and encodes 459 amino acids. Gene Ontology annotation, cellular component: membrane.
GGGCGCUCCACCGCUUCUGCUUCUGCUUCUGGAUUCUGGAUUCUGUAAACACACCGCAUCCAUCUUCAGUAUUUUGCCGUCAGACUCCGCAGUGAAAACAUGGGGGGUGUUCUUGGCCUUUGUUCUAUGGCGAGUUGGGUCCCCUGCCUUUGUGGCAGUGCUCCUUGCCUGUUGUGUAAAUGUUGCCCCAGUGGAAACAACUCCACGGUUACACGGCUCAUCUACUCCUUCUUCCUGCUUCUGGGAGUCGGCGUCGCCUGCAUCAUGCUGAUGCCUGGCAUGGAGGGGCAGCUCAAGAAGAUUCCAGGCUUUUGUGAGGGAGGAAUGGGGACCUCGAUCCCAGGAGUAAAGGGUCACGUGAACUGUGAUGUGCUGGUGGGCUACAAGGCUGUGUACCGUGUGUGCUUUGGCAUGGCUAUGUUCUUCCUUCUGUUCUCUCUCCUCAUGAUCAAGGUUAAGAGCAGCCAAGAUCCACGAGCUUCUGUACACAACGGGUUUUGGUUCUUCAAGUUCGCUGCCGCCACUGCUAUCACCGUGGGAGCUUUCUUUAUACCCGAGGGUCCGUUUACAACCGUGUGGUUCUACGUUGGCAUGGCUGGCGCUUUCUGUUUCAUUCUGAUUCAGCUGGUGCUUCUGAUCGACUUUGCUCACUCCUGGAAUGAGUCCUGGGUGGAGAAGAUGGAGGAAGGGAACUCUCGCUGCUGGUAUGCAGCUCUUCUGAGCGCCACAGCCUUGAAUUACGCCCUGUCCCUGGUGUCUCUGGUGAUGUUCUACGUGUACUACACCCACACCGAAGGCUGCACCGAGAACAAGGCCUUCAUCAGCGUCAACAUGCUGCUAUGUGUGGGAGCCUCCGUCAUGUCCAUCUUGCCCAAAAUUCAGGAGUCACAGCCCAGGUCUGGUCUCCUGCAGUCUUCUGUCGUCACCCUGUACACUAUGUAUCUGACCUGGUCUGCUAUGACCAAUGAGCCUGAUCGCAAAUGCAACCCGAGUCUUCUGGGCAUUAUUGGCCUGAACAGCACCACCCCAGCAGGCCAAGGUCCUGUGGUUCAGUGGUGGGAUGCCCAGGGCAUUGUGGGAUUGAUCCUGUUCCUGAUGUGUGUUCUGUAUUCCAGCAUCCGCAAUUCAAGCAACGCUCAAGUCAACAAGUUGACGCUAACUAGCGACGAGUCUGCACUGAUCGAGGACGGCGCAGCGCCAGAGAACUUCGACGAGGGAGACGGUUCAAACCGGGCCGUCGACAACGAGAAGGACUGCGUCACGUACAGCUACUCUUUCUUCCACUUCAUGCUCUUCCUGGCCUCUCUUUACAUCAUGAUGACUUUGACCAACUGGUACAGCCCCGACUCCAACUACGAGGCGAUGACCAGCAAGUGGCCGUCGGUAUGGGUGAAGAUCUCGUCCACCUGGAUCUGUAUCUCGCUAUACGUGUGGACCCUGGUGGCUCCGCUCGUCCUGACCAACCGCGACUUCGACUGACCACGAAGAAGAAAGAAAGCUUCACGCAAACCUCGCCCUUCAUCAUUGUGAAUAUCCGCCUGUAUACGCAGGGCAGGUCGGCUCAUAUUUGUAAAUAGCUGAAGCUGGUGCAUUCCCCUGUGGUUAAUCGUCAGUUUUGGUAGAACUGUUGCAUGUAACAUUGUGAUAUUUAUUUGUGUUGUCGUAAGCAGUCAAAACAAUUAACCAGGCUCAAGUUUUGUAAAGGAGCACAGGAUUAUUUACGUGUCGAUCCUAAAAAAAAAAGAAAUGAUUCUUGGAAAACAUUGUAAAAUUUCGAUGUAAGUAGCUUGGGCUUGACUUUACUGUUUAAACCUUUGACAUAGUUAAUUCAUGAAGCUUAGGAACAUUUCCUUUAGAACGAACAGAAGAGUUGAGUUUUGGAGAUUUUAAAUAUCAUUGCUAAGUAGAUGUUCUCCCCCCGAACAAUUUGCCUCAUUUCUGAAACAGCUCAUGUGAAAUACUGUUCUAUUAACAUCAGUGUUCGUGCAUGUUAAUGAAUUUCCAGGCUUUUAGUUAGGACUGUAAGAUUCUACAGUGCUAAUCCUUUUGCAACUUGCACAGGUUAGUCGAGUUUUGACGUUUUUAUUGUGUUUGAAAUGCUUUUUGCACUGAUUCCUUGCUUUACAAACUCAUAUCGAGAUGAUAGAAUUUUAUGCAUGGACUUUGCUUCUAUGCCAUGUAGAUGUGUUACCAGCCUGCUGGAGCUAAUAUUCUAGUAGCUGCUGUUCUGUAACAUUACAGGUGUUGAUGCCUUAGUGUAUUUCUUUUUGUCCUUUUGACAUGUGUAUUGUAAUUGAUCUUCUUGAUUCAUUAAAGGUUUAAAGCCCCA